This is a messenger RNA of Eurytemora carolleeae, 591 nucleotides long. RefSeq lists its product as uncharacterized. The transcript is spliced from 5 exons. Bases 133 to 459 code for a protein of 108 amino acids. The record is from RefSeq and is a predicted model, not a curated record. Lineage: Eukaryota; Metazoa; Arthropoda; Copepoda; Calanoida; Temoridae.
GCGAAGUAUAUAUUGCCAGUUGAAAUAUAAACUUGUUAUCUAAAACACACAGAGCUAGUUUUUAUUUUUAUACGAAACAAAAGAAAAAGAACCUACAAACAAUUGGAGACGUAUUUGAUUUAAAACAAAGAUAUGUUCAGUAGGAGCAGAACUUGCAGUGAAAGUAGCGAAGGAGGAGAAGGACGACCUGGUUCUCCAGUUGUUGGAUCUCCUGGUGGUCCAGGUGGGGUAGGAGGAGCUGGAGCUGGUAAUCUAGUAGCAUACGACAUAGACGGAAAGUUCUCAUACAGCAAGGUUCUGAAAGCUACUUUGGGUAACAAGAUGAAGACGACAAUAGAUGAAAAUGGGAAAUUUAAUUAUGUGUCUGCAGAUAUGCGCCCUGUGCCUCCAGGUUGGUACGAUGUUGAUAAAACCAAACACAAGGUUCCUGUUGGCUGGUAUGAUGCUACCAAGAAAUAAAUACAACAAUGCCCAGAUAUCAUAUGUAUUCCAGCUUGAAAGGGAUUAACACCGUAAAUCUAAGAAAAUCUCCAUUUUCUAUAUUUUUUCAAUAUAAAUCCUCAAUUUUACUGCAUACUUACCAUUGGAUAA